AUGAGGCUCCCUACCAAGGACCUUCUAGAGAAAGAAGCUCUAGACCACCGGCUUGCACUGGCAAAUGCGCUGAUUGAUCUCGGCCGUGUGAUGAAAAUACCGUCAGAGAGAAUAUCUGGAGAAGACCUGACUACUGAGUCUACCAGUCCGAUGUCCGUAACCUCGGCCCAACCAGAUGAAGAAUCAUCUACUCCAGAACCUCGUGCGUCUCCUAUUUCUCUCACUAAUAAGCAUUGUCUCUUCUGUGUGUUCAACUCGCAUCAUCAAUGUUAUUUUUCAACGUCUCGAAAAGCGCGAGAACAUUUUGAAAAAUACCUGCGGAGUAUCGGGCGUGAAGAGCCCAUACCAUGUCCAGAUGACUUCUGCCAGCUUGUUCUGCAUGGCCAUCAAGAGCUGAAGAGCCAUGCGGCUCAAGUUCACAAAGUCCGUUAUUUCACAGACGUCCAGCGUAUUAGAGCUGGUUUCUAG
This is a messenger RNA of Aspergillus alliaceus, 468 nucleotides long. RefSeq lists its product as uncharacterized. The transcript has a single exon. The record is from RefSeq and is a predicted model, not a curated record. Lineage: Eukaryota; Fungi; Ascomycota; Eurotiomycetes; Eurotiales; Aspergillaceae. The coding region runs from base 1 to 468 and encodes 155 amino acids.